Anopheles nili is the source of this 1381-nucleotide messenger RNA. RefSeq lists its product as uncharacterized. NCBI's taxonomy places the organism in Eukaryota, Metazoa, Arthropoda, Insecta, Diptera, Culicidae. The record is from RefSeq and is a predicted model, not a curated record. The transcript has a single exon. The coding region runs from base 28 to 1185 and encodes 385 amino acids.
UAACUAAGCAUAUCCGUACGGUGGACUAUGGAUCACUUCAUAAGGACCUCGUUGCUCGUUUUGCUCGCAUACUCACAACUCCACCCGUGGACUGGCGCGAGUAAUCCCAAAAAACCUGCCGUUGAAACUCAACCAGAGUACAUCUGUGAUAGGAACUUUACCGAAGUGCAGGGCUACAUCAAUGAGUGGAUCGCGACCGGCAAUAAGUGCCAAGUGGGCAAACAUUGUCACACGGACAAGCAAGAAUCAGCGUUCAAAUUGAUGCGCGUCAUGUGCUCGAGAAUGAAACCUAUCGAUGCUGCGCUUCGAGAGGGAGAAUCGCAGAAAAAUCUCGCAGAACUAAACAAAGCUCUGGAGGCUGUUAGCAACACGUUCCCUGUGUGUAAGCAGGCAGUUGCAAAGCUCGACGAAGAGUUCGAUCUGCAGCUGCGUGAGGUGUGGCAAGAGCUGGAAGAAAUACAAACGAAGGUCUUCUACAGCACUAUGAGCUCGGGUCGAACCGAACGAGCCCUUUACUACAAAAUCCUUGAGGGCAGGAACAACCCGCAGCUAGCGGAUCAGUUCCAACCGAACCACGUCGAGGAGUUGCUGGAUUUCCUUUGGACGAUUCCGCUAAUUUAUUAUCAACGCGACGCGUACAACGAGGUAGCGAAAAUUGUAGACUCCUCCAAGGAUCCGGUCCUCGAGACGGUCUACGCCAUCGACGUGGCUAGUGUGGAGAAUCCCAACGUUAGGGAGCAACAGCAAUCUUUCGUAGAUGCGCGACUUGAGCGAUUACGUGGCGAACUGACUUCCAAGUCCUUCGAUACACUCGUCACCAUCGCACGUCGAUUCCCGGAGCGUUAUGCUCGUCUGAGUCAACUGCUCUUCCAGCUACCGGAGAGUGUUAAACCCAGUCCAGAUGUCCUCCGAAGCGUUUCUCACUUACUCGAGCGGCUGCCUUCGGACGAGCAAAGUCUGCAAACCCUCGAAGGUUUGGUACAAUCUCUGCUAGCUGACAAUGGCACGGUAACCACGGAUGCCGAGUACGUGUUGCCAUUAUCCCAGCUAGCUCACGACAUGACCAAACUGGGAGGCAAUCUAACCCAACUCACGGACAAGUUUAGUACGCACGUCAGUGAAAAGUCGAUGCCUUACUUCUUGCGUAUGCUAUCGAGUCCAACUACGUCUACAGACCGCUCUUAGACACACUUUGGGUUAACUCAAUAAAGCUAUUCCUUCAACUACGGGAUCGCUUGUUCUGUUGCACUCACCAUACCGCUCUAAUAUCGGCAAUCAUCCCAUCACGUGCGUCGUUUUCCGUUGGCAUUCUACGACAUCUGGUCCGAUGGCUUUCGGUCAGAUCCAUGGACAUGUCGCUGCACACACAAACACACCCCGU